AUGAGCGCUCAUAGUCUGUUUGACACGCAGUUUGUCGUGCAGCAGAUCGACCCCGACGGCAAGAAGUUCGACCGGGUGUCGCGCAUCAUUGCGCAUUCGCCGACGCUCGACAUGUCGCUGUCGAUCGAUAUUGCGACGGACAUUUACCCGAUCGCGACCGGCCAGCAGCUCACCUUCCAGCUCGUCUCCUCCCUGCGCCGCGAGAAGGGCGAGGGCGAAGAGUCGCAGGCCGACCGCGAGUCGUGGCGCGUCGACAGCGGCGACGACCUGUCCGCGGACUUUGACUAUGUCAUGUACGGCAAGAUUUUCAAGUACGACGAGCGCAGCACCGAGCAGGUGACCGUCUACGGCUCCUUCGGCGGCCUGCUCAUGGCACUCACCGGGUCAUACCGCCACCUCAGCAAGAUCACCGUCGGCGCGAACGUCUACCUCCUCCUCCGCUAG
Messenger RNA from Malassezia japonica, 444 nucleotides. RefSeq names its product DNA-directed RNA polymerases I, II, and III subunit RPABC3 (gene RPB8). Gene Ontology annotation, cellular component: RNA polymerase III complex; RNA polymerase I complex; RNA polymerase II, core complex. The coding region runs from base 1 to 444 and encodes 147 amino acids. Lineage: Eukaryota; Fungi; Basidiomycota; Malasseziomycetes; Malasseziales; Malasseziaceae. Gene Ontology annotation, biological process: DNA-templated transcription. The record is from RefSeq and is a predicted model, not a curated record. The transcript has 2 exons.